Budorcas taxicolor (takin) is the source of this 1893-nucleotide messenger RNA. RefSeq names its product zinc finger protein 266-like. The record is from RefSeq and is a predicted model, not a curated record. Gene Ontology annotation, biological process: negative regulation of transcription by RNA polymerase II. Gene Ontology annotation, molecular function: DNA-binding transcription repressor activity, RNA polymerase II-specific. The transcript is spliced from 6 exons. Bases 145 to 1893 code for a protein of 582 amino acids. Lineage: Eukaryota; Metazoa; Chordata; Mammalia; Artiodactyla; Bovidae.
GUUUUGGUCGUCCUGUGUUUCAGCGUGUCCUUUGUGAGGCCCGCGUUCAGGAAGGGCUGUGGGAUACAAGGAGCGCGUUAAAGGACAGGUGUUCUUACUAAGGACUCUUCCUGCCUUCCUGAGGAAAAGAUAGAAGCAAACAGGAUGGUAACUGAGUGUUUAAGAAAUUGUUCUCAGGACUCAGUGACCUUUGCUGAUGUGGCUGUGAACUUCACCCAGGAAGAAUGGACUUUACUGAACUGCUUUCAGAGAAAGCUAUACAGAGAUGUGAUGCUGGAGAACUACAAGAACCUGACCACAGCAGGAUAUCAGGUGUUCAAACCCACUCUGAUCUCUUGGUUGGAAGAAGAAGAGUUGAGUACUGUGGAGAAAGGAGUCCUCCAAGAGUGGGGAAUCCAACUUGAAGCCAAAGACUCAAGAAUUGGGCAGAAUAUUUUUGGGAAAAAAAUGUCAAAUGGGAUAGAAAAGGCAAGAGGCCUUAAUGUACAGGAACUCUAUGACAGUGAGCAAUGUGGGAAAGACUUCAGUGACCACUCAUGCCUUAGGACACACAGGAGUACUCAAAAUGGAGGGAACCCUUAUGAAGAUAAUCAGGAUGGGAAAAACUUCCUUACUCUGCACAACAAAUCCUUUACUGGAGAAAAAUGUUCCAUGUUUAAUCAGUGUCGAGAAACUGUCAUGCUGUCUCCAAAUAUUGUGCCCUGGAAAUCUUACGUACAAGAAAAAGCCUUAGAAUGCAGAGAUGUUGGGAGAGCCUUUGUUAAUCAGUCUUACCUUUGGACACAAGUGAGAGCUCACAAUAAAGAAAAGCUCUACAAAUGGAAGGAAUGUGGAAAAACUUCUGGUCACUCAACAAGCCUUCAUGCACAUGUGCCAACUCACACUGCUAACAAAUGCUACAGAUGUGAGGACUCUGGAAAAGUCUCCACUGCAUCCCUAAGCCAUAGACAACAUAUAAAAACACACACUGGAGAGAAGCCUUUUCAGUGUGACACAUGUGGGAAAGCCUUUAGGUUUUCCUCAUACCUUCUUGUUCAUAGUCGAAUUCACACUGGAAUAAAACCCUACAAAUGUAAGGAAUGUGGGAAAACCUUUAGAUUGUCCUCAUACCUUCGUGUUCACAGUCAAAUUCACACUGGAAUAAAACCCUACAAAUGCAGGGAUUGUGGGAAAGCCUUUAGAUUAUCCUCAUACCUUCGUGUUCACAGUCAAAUUCACACAGUAAUAAAACCUUACAAAUGUGAGGAAUGUGGGAAAGACUUCAAACAUUCUCUGCCCUUUAACAUUCACAUGGGAACUCACACUGGAGAUCAACCCUAUAAAUGUAAGGAAUGUGGGAAAACCUUCACUCGAUCCUCAGGCCUUAUUGAACAUAUGAAAACUCAUACUGGAGAGAAGCCUUUUAAGUGUGACACAUGUGGAAAAACCUUCACUCGAUCCUCAGGCCUUACUGAACAUAUGAAAACACACACUGGAGAGAAGCCUUUUAAGUGUGACACAUGUGGAAAAACCUUCACUCGAUCUUCAGGCCUUACUCGACAUAUGAAAAUUCACACUGGUGAGAAGCCUUUUAAAUGUGAUACAUGUGGGAAAGCCUUUGCUUCUUCUUCCCACCUUAUUAGACAUCUGCAGUCUCAUACUGCACAGAAGACUAUUAAAUGUGACAAAUGUGGGAAGGCCUUUGCUAAUUCCUCAUAUCUUACUAUACAUUUUAGAACUCACACUGGAGAGAAGCCUUUUGAGUGUAAUGUGUGUGGGAAAACAUUUACCACUUCUUCAUAUCUUAUCAUACACAAACGAACUCACACUGGAGAGAAACCAUAUGAAUGUAAGGAAUGUGGAAAAACGUUUUCUCACUUCUCAAGCCUUUCUUACCAUAUAAAACGACAUUGA